AUAUUAAAUUUAUUGUGGGACCCCUACCUCAAGGUCCAAGGAGGGGGUGCAUUGCCACAUUUAAUCUCAUUUCCUUCACUGUUCUCACUGCCAACGCUAACUUUUCUUCUCUCUCUCUCUCUCUGCAUUUCACUAAACACAUGGAGAACCGACACCACCGUGAAUUGACCUUCUUAAGCUCCGCCGGCGACUUCCUCAAUCCCCCUUCCGAUCACACAACCCGCAACACCGAUCCUCCCAUCAAAGAAAUGGACUUCUUCUCAUCAUCACCUUCAUCUCCGGCUACUCAUCAUCAUCACAACCAUGUUGGACUUCAAGAUCACACUCAUCGACAAGGAUCACCACCACACGUCUCUCAUCACCCUGUAAACACCGGACUGAAUUUAACUUGUGCAAGUACUGGAUUCACAAAAGAAGAAAAUGAUGAAAAUCAUGAAGCUGAGCUGAGUUCCAUUGAAAGUCAAUUGCGGAGACUACAGGAAGAGAAUCGUAAGUUGAGAACUGUGCUGGACCAGAUUACCAGAAGCUAUACCCAGCUACAAGCUCAGUUAUUCAUCACUCUGCAGAAACAAAAGCUUCCUCAGAAUACGGAGGCAAAUGGGACGGUGUCGGAACAAAAAAAUGUGGACCCAGCUGGAGUAUGCAGAAAGUUAGAGGUGGUAAAUGAAGCAUCAGUUUGUGAUGAAAAGACUGAUGGUGAGGUAUCGGUUUGUCGCUCAAACAACGUUGAGGUAUUGUCAAAGACAGAUGAUGAUGAGGCUCCUCAAUUGAUAAAACUGAACCUUGGAAAACAGGCUUGUCCCGAUGCUGCAGACGAUGUUCUUGACCGGUCCUCCUCACAGAGCUGGGGCUCAUCCAAGUUAGAAGAACAACCCAAAACUGCAGAACAAGUUUCUGCAGAUCAGAUUCCUCUCAGGAAAGCCAGGGUUUCCGUACGAGCAAGAUCAGAAGCUCCACUGAUCAGCGAUGGUUGUCAGUGGAGGAAAUAUGGACAGAAAAUGGCAAAGGGUAACCCUUGCCCUCGUGCUUACUAUCGCUGUACUAUGGCUGUAGGAUGCCCAGUGCGCAAACAGGUGCAGAGAUGCGUAGAAGACAAGACGGUGUUGAUAACAACCUACGAAGGCAAUCACAAUCACCCUCUGCCACCAACUGCCACUGCCAUGGCAAGUACCACGUCAGCCGCCGCCGCCAUGCUCUUGUCAGGUUCAACAGCCAGCAAGGAAGCACUCACAAACUCUGCAGGAUAUUACUCUUCACUUCCCUACGCUUCAAUGGCAACCCUAUCAGCUUCAGCACCAUUCCCGACCAUUACUCUCGACUUGACCCAAAACCCCAACGCCAUACACCUCCACCGCGUUCCACCCCAUGCUACUACGUUCCCUCUCCCACUGCAUGCUUCCGGUGGUCACCAAUUUCUAGGCCACCCCUUGUUCUUCUCACAGAAGCUUCCACCUGCAGCAUCGUCCCUACUUCAUGCUCGACAAACUUCAUCCAUGGUCGAAACGGUUAGUGCAGCCAUUGCUUCGGAUCCAAACUUCACUUCAGCUUUGGCAGCAGCAAUCUCCUCAAUCAUUGGAAUACCUAGUAACAACAACGGAACUAGUGGUGCCAUUGGAUCGCCGCAGCUUCCUCAGUCAUGCACUACUUUCUCCACCAACUAGCUUCCUCGACUCUUAGUUUUGAAAAAACUAUAUAUUUUCUUUAUUUAGAUGAACUUUUCUUUUAAGUAUUUCUUAGAAGAAGGAAAAAAAAAUUACAUAAACCAAAUAAAAUUUCU
Vigna radiata var. radiata (mung bean) is the source of this 1777-nucleotide messenger RNA. Its product is annotated as probable WRKY transcription factor 47. Lineage: Eukaryota; Viridiplantae; Streptophyta; Magnoliopsida; Fabales; Fabaceae. The record is from RefSeq and is a predicted model, not a curated record. Gene Ontology annotation, molecular function: DNA-binding transcription factor activity; sequence-specific DNA binding. Gene Ontology annotation, biological process: regulation of DNA-templated transcription. The transcript has 6 exons. Bases 141 to 1661 code for a protein of 506 amino acids.